Apis laboriosa (Himalayan honeybee) is the source of this 3474-nucleotide messenger RNA. RefSeq names its product E3 ubiquitin-protein ligase TRIM33. Gene Ontology annotation, biological process: positive regulation of DNA-templated transcription. Gene Ontology annotation, molecular function: protein binding; zinc ion binding; ubiquitin-protein transferase activity. The transcript has 11 exons. NCBI's taxonomy places the organism in Eukaryota, Metazoa, Arthropoda, Insecta, Hymenoptera, Apidae. The record is from RefSeq and is a predicted model, not a curated record. Gene Ontology annotation, cellular component: nucleoplasm; chromatin. Bases 107 to 3211 code for a protein of 1034 amino acids.
AUGUAGCAUGGUGGACCAUGGCGCUACAUGAUUUAAGAAAGAUAUAUUUUCAUAAAAUAUAAAAACGAUUCUUGUGUGUAGCCGUUUAUAUUUUGACAAUUUUAACAUGGAAACUCGAACAAAUGAGUUAUUAACAACAGGUCCUGUAACGAUUAAAGAAGAACCACUUGAUCAAACUGGCGUGAAGCAAAACAUGCAACAAUCUCAAGUACAGGGCGUUUGCAUUGAAGAAGAAUGUGAACAACGUAUUGAAUGUACAACUGAGGGUCAAGAGACUGAAACACGCGCAUUUUUAUCGAAAUGUGUAUUCUGUGGAAAGACAUUUACUUUUGGUGAUGAUCCAAAACUUUUAGAAUGUUUACAUGCAGCAUGUUCGACAUGUGUCAAUAGCAAACUUAGUGAUCACAAUACAUCAGUCGACGUGGAUGUUUUGUUGGAGAGCAAUGUGAUUACUUGCCAAAUAUGUAAUGUAACAACACAAGCAGAAAAUUUAAUUGAAAAUCGAUUUUUAUCAAAAUUUAUUGAAGAAGAUAAUAGUCCAGGUACUGAUGAUGAAUCUAAAGAAACAGAAGAAGAGAAAAAAUGUACUAGCUGUCACGAUAAUGCUAAUGCCACAAGUUGGUGUGUAGAAUGUGAAGAAUUUAUAUGUCAAAAUUGUGUUAUGGCACAUCAAAGAUUAAAAAUAACAAAAGAUCACACAAUUAAACCAAAGGAUGAAGUUGCCAAUGAUAGAGAUAAUGUUAAAAAAAGCAACAAAAAAAUACCUGGCUACUUAUUUUGUACAAUUCAUUCACAUGAACAAUUAUCUUUAUUUUGUCAAACAUGUGAUAAACUUACUUGUAGAGAUUGUCAACUAAGUGAACACAGAGAUCAUAAGUACAAAUUUAUUCAUGAAAUUGCUGCUGAAACCCGUGCUUCUGUAUCAACUUUACUUAAAGAAGUGAGUUAUAAACGAGUUUUAUUAAAAAGUGCAAUGAAAGUUAUAGAAGAUAGACAGGUUCUUAUAUUAGAGAAAAAGAAAAAUUUAGUACAAGAUAUAACACAAAUGGUGGUGCAAUUAACAAAUACAAUUAAUACACGAGGAAAACAAUUAGUUAUGCGUUUAAAUGAAGUUUGUGAUCAAAAGCAAAAUACAUUAAAUGAAAAAAAAGUUGCUUUAGAUCAAUUAUCAAAACUUACAGAUCAUUGUAUUCAAUUUGUAACUCAUGCUUUAAAAAAAGGUUCAGAUAUGGAAUUAUUAUAUAGUAAAAAAUCUGUUACAAGUCAUUUACAAAGAAUAAAAAGUAGACGAGCUGAUAUUCCAAAUCCAGAAAUACCAGUUAGAAUACAUUUGUCCUUGGAGAAAGUACCAGAUUUGAUAAAAGUGGUUUCAUCUAUUGGAGCAAUAGUGGUGGAUGGUAGAGUAUAUCCUUCAACAUCUCCAUUGGGUGGAAUAAAUACACCUGUUAUGUCAUAUAAUGAAUCACAAACAGAUCAAAAACAAACAACAAAUUUGUCAAAUACACAUAUGGAUGGUUCUUCCAUAACUGCACAAUUACCUACUACAACACAACAAUCUAAUAAUAGUAUGCAACAAAAUUCUUACCAACAAGUGCCUCUUCAUAUAGCAUCUCAACAGCAACAACAAACACAAUCGCAAAAUUAUGUACAACAUUAUCCUAUAAAUAAUAUGCCACCUCGGUCAUCACCACAAGCUCAUCAACCACGGGUACCGUAUGCAGUUAAUUUUAAUAACAGAUUACAACAACCAAUAAUGAUACAACAACGUCCUUUGGGAAGCUGUCAUCAACAAGUAACAUCAUCCACGCAUCCUCAUCAACAAGUACACAUAGAUCAACUUGGACAAAAUACAAGUUUACGUGGACUUCUUGCACAUAAUCCACCACCUUUUCGACCUUCUACAAAUCAUGUAUCAUAUCGAUUGCCACCUUAUAGAUAUCCUACAAAUAAUUCUCAACGGCCAGUACCACCACCUGCAUAUCAACCAACAAAUACAUCAAUGGUAUCUGGUAUAAGACUUCAACAAUGCAAUCCUACUUCUCCAUCCACGCAACAUAUAAAUUAUCCUGUGCAACAACCAACUACAGCCCGUUGGCAUAUACCUCAAAAUGUUAAUCCUUGUCUUCCUUUUUAUGCUUCCCGUCAUCAAUCAAGUACACCUUCCAUGUCAGUUCCUAAUGAUACUUACAAGAUAACAUUAAAAAAUCAACAAUCAAAUACAAGUCAAAAAUAUAGCACACAGACAACUACUGCUUCUGAUAAUCCACCUCAAUCACAAAAUUCAAUAUCUAUUGGUCAUACAGUCAGUUCGUCAGUAUCUAAAACGCCUAGUCCCGUGCUUCCCGGGAAAUCAGAUGAAACUGAAAAGAGUUUAGACAAAUUUUGUCAGAAAUCUUUAAAUGACCUGAUGCUUACCAUCGCUAAAUUAGAUAGUAAUGGAAUUGUAGUUAUACCAGAAGCUCAACGUAAUCAAUUAGAUUCUGCCCAAGUAGAUAGUUCCACUGAUGAAGGAAUAAAUCCAAUGACUGAAAAUUCAUCAGAUACUUCAAAAAAUGCUGCAGCAUCUAUGGCAAAAGAUGAUCCUAAUGAAGAUUGGUGUGCAGUAUGUAUGGAUGGAGGAGAUGCAGUACUUUGUUGUGAUAAAUGCCCAAAAGUCUUCCAUUUAUAUUGUCAUAUUCCUAGCUUAAAAUCAUUUCCUGAUGAAAGUGAAACUUGGCAAUGUAUGUUAUGUACAAAUGUAUUAGAUUGUUCAGAUGAUCCACCAGGAGAAAAAAGACCAAAUACUAUGAGUGCAAAAGAAUUGCGAAUUGCACAAAGAAUUGUAUUAGAACUUUAUUGUCAAUAUGAACAAAGUUUACCUUUCCGUGAAGUUGUAUCCAGUGAGAUUGUCGACUAUCAUCGCAUCAUAAAAAAACCAAUUGCAUUAGAUAUAAUUAGAGAUAAAUUAAAAUCUGAACAUCCAAAUCAUUAUACAGAUUUAAGACAAGUAAUGGCAGACAUCAGAUUGAUGUUUAAAAAUGCUUUUACAUACAAUCCUGUUGAAUCACAAGUCUAUCAAGAAGCACGAAAUUUAGAAGAAUUUUUCGAAAAAUUAUUAUUAAAAUGGGCACCAAAUUAUGCCUAUGAUGAUCCUUUUCUUUCAGCUGAUAAAGACGAGGAUGAAGAAGUAUUCCCUCCUAAUAGAAAAUAUCGUCGUAUAGUUACAGAUUAAUUUCCAUUUUUCAUAAUUAAGUACGUAAAUAAGAAUGUUAUUUUUAAAAUACGUAGCAGAAUUAUCUUUCAAAAUAAUUGAUACUUAUGUAUAUUUAAUGCUUUUCAUGUUUAAUUAAUUGAUAAAAUACUUUAUAUUUACUAACAAACUGAACAGAUGUUUACAAUUAUAGAUACAUACAUAGAUUUUUUCAAAUUUUAUGUUCAAUGAAGAGAAUUUUAUAUCAUGCUUAAUCCCGUGAGCUUAUUGCAUGAAUUUGUAAA